Molecule: messenger RNA, 1817 nt
Organism: Anguilla rostrata (American eel)
Lineage: Eukaryota; Metazoa; Chordata; Actinopteri; Anguilliformes; Anguillidae
Gene: acot7
Product: acyl-CoA thioesterase 7
Exons: 11
Coding region: 333-1454 (373 amino acids)
Biological process (GO): palmitic acid biosynthetic process; acyl-CoA metabolic process
Cellular component (GO): cytosol; nucleoplasm; extracellular exosome
Source: RefSeq, a predicted model, not a curated record
AUGUCCUGUAUCAAGAGAUAGAGGAUGAUAAGGGCCUAGGAAUGCACCCAAUAGUCAUACAUUUUUCACAUGGAACAUUUUGCCAUUUUUUUAGAUUAGUUUCAGCUCUAUUGCCCAUUCCAUUCAAGAUGCAGUAAGAGCAAUAUAGGUUGUAUUUGUAUAAUUGUAUGCAUUCUAAAGCCCAAUUCUGUGAUGCGAAACAGUGCCUUGAGUGCCUGUGUAAAUGAAUACCAGGAACUCCAGGGAGAGAGUGAUUCUGAAUGGAAACUGUUGCCAUAUAUUGAAGCCCAGGCAAAGUAACACAGUCAUUUGCUGCUCAGCUGUACUGAGUAAUGUCUUGCCAUCUCGUCAAGAUGUUAAUGUUUAAUGGAAGGGGAAGGAGUUUUCUUAAGGCCAAAACAUGUUUUGUGCGUAACUACAACCGAUUCAGGAUCAUGCGCCCCGAUGAUGCCAACAUUGUUGGCAACGUCCACGGCGGGACCAUACUGAAGAUGAUCGAGGAGGCGGGGGGCAUCAUCACUACACGCCACUGCAACAGCCGGCAAGGGGAGAGCGCUAUCUCCAAACACAGCCCUGCAGGACGGCAGGAACGCUGUGUGGCCGCGCUGGCCCGAGUGGAGCGGACCGACUUCCUGCACCCCAUGUUCAUAGGCGAGGUGGCGCACGUCAGCGCCGAAAUCACCUACACCUCCAAGCGCUCCGUGGAGGUGCAGGUCAACGUGCUCGCCGAGAACAUCCUGACAGGUGCCAAAAAGGUGACCAACAAGGCGACGCUGUGGUACGUUCCCUUCUCCCUCCAGAACACCGACAAAAUCACCGAAGUCCCUCCAAUCGAGUAUUCCAGCCCGGAGCAGGAGGAAGAGGGGAGGAAACGGUAUGAGGCACAAAAGCUGGACCGUUUGGAGACCAAGGGGAGGAAUGGGGAGGUGGUCAUGCCCGUCCCGACCCCAGACAGACACACUAAAGAGGCCUACACCGUGGAGUUCAGCCAGUCCAGCCUGAUCCAUCUGGUGGGCCCAUCAGACUGCACCCUGCUCAGUUAUGUGCACGGAGGUGUGACGAUGAAGCUGAUGGACGAGGUCGCCGGAAUCGUGGCCGCCCGCCACUGCAAGACCAACAUCGUCACGGCCUCGGUGGACGCCAUCAACUUCCACCGCAAGAUCAAGAUAGGCUGUGUGGUCUCUGUGUCUGGCUGGAUGACCUUCACCAGCAACAAGUCCAUGGAGAUCGAGGUGAUUGUGGACGCCGACCCGCUGGUGGAGACAGACAAGGGGAAAUACCGGGCCGUCACCGCCUUCUUCACCUACAUCUCCCUGGACAAGGAGAACAAGCCUCUUCCUGUGCCUCCUCUGAAGCUGGAGAACGAGGAGCAGCAGAAGCGUUUCGAGGAAGGGAAAGCGCGCUACCUGCAGAACAAGGCCAAGAGACUGUCAGAGAAAGAGCGUCAGCAAUGACACACCCCUCCCCCGUAGCCGGUCGAUGAAACAGCUCCUGGGAUGCCGUAUUGCCGUUCAACAGUAUAUUUUAAAUAACCCGUCUUUAUCUUAGAAAUUCUAAUAGAGUAAGAGGAGGCACUGUAUCUCUCAGUUACGCUUGAAAUGCUUUGUCUUCUUGCCUUUAUGUUUCAGUCCUGCAUACCAAAGCAUCUACACGUAUGUUUAAAAGAAAACAAUCUAAGAUGUAGUAAUAUAUAAUGUAUAUAAACCAUAUUUUGUCCCCAGAGACUUUUUUGUUUGUUAUUUAUAAAUGGCUGUAAUCACCAUGUGCGGAAGGGUUCUGUGUUGUGCACCAUGAAAUAAAAAGUGCUCAUGCUGAGA